CGUACGCAGUGUUUUGAGCUGGACUGUUUGCAGUUUUGAUGGAAAUGGCGCUUAUCCCCGUGAAAGCCUGAAGUCUGGAGUUGUGUAGCGUGUUUGUCCAACAGCUGUAUCUCUGGAUGACUUUGAUAAGGAGUUGAUUAUGACCAGGGAGAUAGAAGGUUGGAUUUAUCACCUGGAAAAAACAAACAUUGGAGGCUAAAGUGGCUACCCUCAGCAGACAGACAGUGCACAAUGCAUGAUCUGACGGCUCAGGUCACCAGCAGUCUCCUGCCCUUCCCUGGAGUCACUUUAAAUGCCUUGGGAGAGGAUGAGAUCACACUGGACUCUGUUCUUCAGGGAAAAUUCACUGUUGGGAGAAGUGGGCUCGCCUGGUUGGCAUGUGGGCCCCAUCUGGAGGCUGUCCAUGCAGUGACAGGGGAGCGACUGUCUGCAUACACUUUCAGUGGUGGGGGGGAACAUCCACCCUGCAUCCUCGCUGCUAAAGACUUCAGUUGGUUAAAAAGAUCUGGGUUACUUAUUGGCUUGGAGGAGGCCGAGGGCAGUGUACUGUGCCUGUAUGACUUGGGGUUGUCACGUGUGGUAAAAGCUGUGGUUAUACCUGGCCGAAUUACAGCUAUUGAGCCAUUAGUGAGCUAUGGUGGUGCAAGUACCUCGACGCAGCAUCUCCAUCAGAGUUUGCGCUGGUUUUUUGGCAUCGCUGCAGUUGGAACAGACCUAGGGCAUGUUCUGUUAGUGGAUCUUUGUCUCGAUGAUCUCUCAUGCAGCCAAAGUGAGCUAGAAGCGUCAGACUUGCAGGUUGUGACCAAAUCCCCAGCAGAGAUCCCAAAGCUUAGAGAAGUCAGCAGUAGAGAAGGCAGGCAUCUUUGUCUUCAGCUGAAUGGAGCCACAGGUGUUGGGGCUACAGCUUUACAAUACAUCUCCAGAACUAACCAGUUGGCUGUAGGGUUUUCAGAUGGAUACUUGCAUCUGUGGAACAUGAAGACUCUCAAGAAAGAAUACCAUUCUCAGUUAGAAGGUGGUAAGGUCCCCGUGAAUGCAUUUACCUUCCAGGAGCCUGAAAAUGACCCCAGGAAUUGUUGCUACCUCUGGGCUGUCCAAUCCUCUCAAGACCUUGAAGGGGAUAUAGUCAGCCUCCGUCUGCUGCAACUGGCCUUCAGUGAGAGAAAAUGUUCAGCCUCUGGGAAGAUCCUGUAUGAGGGCCUGGAAUACUGCGAGGAGCGUUACAGUCAGGAGUUGAGUGGGACAGCGUUUCCUCUCAGGGCGCAGGCCACCAACACCCGCUUGCUUAGUUGUCAGACCAUUGAGAAAUUUAGACCCCAUCAUGACAGAGAUGACAGUAUGAAUGAAGUGUCAUCGCCUGAUACCAGUGUGUCUAUCUUUAUGUGGCAAGUCAAGGCCUAUGGACAGGGAACCCCAGCUACAUUUAUUGGCGUGUUUGACAUUAACCGCUGGUAUCAUGCACAGAUGCCAGACUCCUUAAGAGCUGGAGAGUCAUUGCAGAAUUGUCCUUAUUUGGCCGUCUGGUCUCUGGACACUGUAAUGCAGAUGGUGUCGCCAAAUGUGCUGUUGGAUGUGCUAGUGAAUGACCGCAGCCUAAGCAGGGGUUUACCAUAUACCUGCCCGCCACCUGAGCAAUACUUCAAUCCCACGACAUACAACUUCGAUGCUACCUGUUUGCUCAACACUGGAAUUGUACAUCUAACCUGCUCUGGAUAUCAAAAAGAGACUCUGAGCUUCUUAAAGAAAGCUGCUCCUUGUUCUAGUGAAGUCAUCUCUACCAGUUAUUCUCGCUGCCUCGUGUCCGGUCUGCUCUCUAGCCGCCUGGCAGACAGUCAUCAGUCAUCUAGCCUCACUCAGGAGGAGCAGCUAGAUGCCAUUUUAUGCACAGCCGUGGAGACAAGCUCUUUGGGAUUAAUUACUGGCUGUAUUAAGCAAUGGACUGCAGAGGAACAACCAGGGUCUGCACUGAACUUGCGUUACAUUCUGGAUUGGGCCUGGAACAAAGUUGUUCAGACUAAGGAGGAGCUGGAUGGCAUCUGUGCACCAUUAUUUGAUAGUUCAUCAAACUUUACAGACCCUCAGACAAUGCAACUGCUUCAGCACAGCCAAAGAUUACUCACAAACCUCAGCACCAUUUUUAAUUGCUUGCUCAGUGAAGCUCAUGAACUCACUCAGAAAGGACUGGUUGGGCUGAUGAACAAGAACAUGGUGUCUGGCCUCAUUUCAAAGUAUGCUCAAGUUGUGCUCUGGUUCUGUCGCACUGGCCUUCUUCCUGAGGGAUCAGAUGAGGAUGCUCUUCAGAUUUCCAGGCCUUUCUACAGUCAUUCUAUAAUCAGCAGUUAUUACACCAUUCGGAGGGAAGAGCUCAAAAGGCUGGCUAAAGGCAAAUGGUGUGCAGACUGCCUUAUGAUUGAUGGCUUGGUUGAUCAGUGUGGCGAGCGCUUGGUUAAUUUAUGGAAAAGGGAUGAGGAGGGAACAGGACAAUACCCACCACCUACUUUACAUGCUUUGUUGGAUAUUUAUCUCCUUGAUAACAUCGAUGAAGCUACCAAACACGCAAUUGUAAUUUACCUUUUGCUGGAUGUCAUGUAUGCCUUCUCAAACAAAGAGGGAGCAUCUGUAGAGUCUUUCCCAACAGCCUUUGCGAUUCCCAUUGGACUAGUCAAGUUAAUACAAGGACUCUGGCUGCUGGAUCAUCAUGACCACCAGAGUGCCUUUGAACUGCUUUUACACCCUGCUGCAUCCCAGUGUCAGUUUGAGUGGCAGCAUGAGCGAGUUCUGCAGGCUCUGAUGUGUCAGGGCCAGCAUACUGAGGCAUUGAGAUAUUUACAUGUCACCAAACCUGCGAUGGCAUCAACAUCACAAGCAAAACUCUGCCUAUCAGUUCUAUUACACAACAGAUGUCUUAUCGAAGCAUGGUCCUUAGUGCGUCAGCACUCAAAUCGUCUAAAUAUCAGUGAGCUUUUGGGCUUUCUCUAUGAGACAUGUCAGGAGCUAGGUUUGAUCAAGGAGCUGCUAAAACUGCCCUUAGGCCUCUCUGAACAGGAGGGUUUGGAAAAGUUUCUUCAAGGCACUGGUGGCCUUCAGAAUCGAGAGCUGCUGAUGGUGCAUUAUCUUCAGCAAGCCAACUACAUACCUGCCCUGCAGCUCAACCACUCACUAAAAAUGAAUCUGGUGAAUGAGAGAGAUCCAAAACUCAAAGAGCAAUCAAACACAAGGAACUCUAUACUUGAUCAAUAUGGAAAAGUUUUGCCCAGAGUUCAGAGAAAAUUAGCAAUGGAACGAUCCAAACCUUACCAACGCCCACUCACCAUUCACAAGGAAGUCUCACGGCCACAGCCUCUUUCAACUAUUACAAAGCGCUCUGCCAGUGAAAAGGUGAUAUCUAGGGCUGGUUUUAUCAAUAAUGUCCUGACCAAGAUCGAGGAGGUGUGGAUUGGUAAAGGAGAUUCUCCCCAGCCUUUUCCAGCAAAGAGCCCAAAAGCAACAGAAAUAAAAAGCUCUAGCCCAAAAACUUCCUCUGCUCUUCCUGAACCUUUUCUGGGGACACCUAUCACCAUGUCAGCAAAACGAAAGUCAAGGCUGAUGAAACUGGUGGUGCAACCGUCUUGUCAGAUGCCUGAGCCUCUCCUGAGCCCGCCCAGACCUCCCAGCUCCUGGGUUUCACCAAAAAGCGUCAGCAAAGCUCCAGAGCUUUGUCUACUGCAAACCCCACAGGUUGUCAAGAGAGCUCGAGCUCUGGCUGCUUCAGGUCCCAUGUUUGCUGCCUUCACUCCUCAGUCCAUUCUGCGGAGUAGUCUAAGGCCUACCCCUGUGGCCACACCCUCUGCCUCUCCAGGGCGCUCCAUCACACCCCCACCUCGAAAGGAGAACCGCAUCACCUUCAUUGAAGAGGAAGAGUCUCCUGAGAUAGAGAAAAACAUUCGUUGGACCAAUGGGGAGGCAUCUGACAGUGAGAUUCAUCUCCUGACUCGAGGGGCACUGCUUUCAAAAGCCACACACAAGUCCUGGUCUUCACAAGCUGAAGAUGAAGAGGAGGAGGAGGAUGUACAGGAGGAGAAGCUACAGUCAGAUAUGACUAACGUGGGCAGCUCCUUGCCCCAACAGAGUGUGUCCAAUCCUCCCUCUCUCCAGGAAGAAACUGAAGAGACCGAACCAUCAGCACCCCAACUGGUCCUAAGCUUUGAAACAAGCCACACGUCUGUUCGAUCCACUGAUACUACCUUAGAGUUCUAUGACAACGGGACAAGCAUCCCAGCACCUGCAGAGGACGAAGGUGAACCCCAAUCUCAAGUUCAGACUGAAGAUGAAGCUCAGAGUGAGCCACCCUCUCAGAAAGACCAUGAGGGACAUUCAGAAGACCAUGAGGGACUUUUGGAAGAGCAUAAGGUUGAGGUCAAGUUUGAGGACAUUACAGAGUUCAAUUCUGUUCAAGACGUAACAAAUAAGGCUGAAGAUAAUGUUACGGAUGAAAAGAUGAAUGAGGAGGUUCUUAUUGAAGCAAGCACAGAUACUCCUGAGGAAGACAAACCAACUGAUGGUUGUGAUGAGCUGAUCAAAGCGUCAGACUACCAAGCUGAGGAUAUAUGUGAGCAGCGUGACAUCACUGACUCUGCAGAAGGGCCUGAAGCUCUAAAACCGUGUGAGCCAGAACUCAUCGAUGAGCCAGAAGUGGAGCCAUCAGCAGAUUUGACAGAGUUUGUCCAGAGGCAUCUCUUUGGCGAUGAUCCAACUUCACCUCUGACCCGAUCUGGAAUACACUCUGUGUCGUUGUCUCAGGUCUCAAUCAUCAGUGACUCAGUGGAUCAAGAGGUAGAGGAGGAGCACACUGCUCCCAGCACAGCCCCAGUAUUUUCCUCUCAGAAAUCGACCACCUCCAUAACCUCCUCUGAACCCACAGGCACAGACUCCCACUCUGUUUUCAGUGUUAAUGACAGCGAGGAGCUUUCUAGACCUGGUUCUGAAGAUGAAGGUGAAGAUGAGGAGGAGUCUGAUCAUGAGGAGGAGGAGGAGGAGGAAGAUGAGGAAGAGAAGGAGGAGGAGGAGGAAGAAGAGGAUGAGGAAGAUGAGGAAGACUCAGGAAGCGAGGUGGAGAUAAUUGAAGAGAUCCAGGGCAGACCACCUUCAGCUCAGUCAGAGUUUGCAAUACAAGAACACACCCACUUCUUGCCCAAUUUAGCUGAACAGGAAGCUGAAGCCUUUUCCUCUGAGAUUAAGAAUGCUGAAGAAGAUGGUGAAGGAGAGGUUGUCAUGGUGCGCCUGGGUACUGAUGAAGGAGAAAUGGAUCAAGAUGAGGAAGUAGCUCAGGCAGCAUCAUUUUUGGAGCUCCAACCCUCAACCACUCUCUUAGUUCCUCUGGAGCUGGUGGAGGGACAGGAUGCUCUGGUGAAUGCUUCUGAGCAAGUCCCCAAUGAUAUUUUUCAAACGGAUGUGCCAAACGACCACAAAACUGAAAGCCAGAGCAGCUUCUCACUCACACUAGAUUUGGAGGAAGAUGUAGACAAAGAGCCUGAACCAAACCUUGAGAACAACCUUCUGUCUACUGGAGUCUUGCAUACAGAAAUGAAGGGAUCAACCGAAGAAGCAGUGACUAUUUCUGAGCUACAGGUUGUUGAAAAAGUUGAAACAAAAUCACCAGAAACCGAGGUUCUUGUCUCUGGGCAUUCCAACGCUUUCUCUUCAGACACACCAAUAGAAUCAAAGGUACAAGAGCCAAAAGAAGAGGCACUUCCAGAAAACAUACUAGAAAAUGAGCAAACAGAAAAUACUGAAGAGGCUCAAGUCAAAGAAGGUGAAGUUGAGCAAGAAGAGACGGAAAUGCAGCCAAAAGAGCACAAGGUUGAGGUACUAGUGCCAACAGAUGAGCUCUCAGAAGUGUGUAAAGAUGAAGAGAUGUCAGAUGCACAAGUACGAGAUGAAGAGGUCCCAGAGGCACCAGUACGCGAUGAAGAGGUCCCAGAGGCACCAGUACGCGAUGAAGAGGUCCCAGAGGCACCAGUACAAGAUGAAGAGGUCCCAGAGGCACCAGUACAAGAUGAAGAGGUCCCAGAGGCACCAGUACAAGAUGAAGAGGUCCCAGAGGCACCAGUACAAGAUGAAGAGGUCCCAGAGGCACCAGUACAAGAUGAAGAGGUCCCAGAGGCACCAGUACAAGAUGAAGAGAUCUCAGCAGUACUAGCAUCAGAAGAUGAGCUCUCAGAGGUCUGUAAAGAUGAAGAUGGUGAGAUUCCAGAUGCACCAGUACAAGAGGAAUUGGUUGAAGGCAGACUAUCUGAACCUUCAGACGAAGAGCCGCUCAAAGAAGAUCCACUCUCAUCCAACAUAAAGGCUGUGCAGGCUGCAGAGUCAGAGCAGGCCACAACCUCAGUCGAUGCCCCACAGGACAAAAAGGAAGAAACGGAUUCAAGAGAGGAGGAAAAAGAAACACAAAGAAGGGGCAGAUCAAAGAAACAGGAGCCAGUGGUUGCACCUGUGGAGCAAGUUGAUGAUGUUCCAGAGGAACAGCCAGUGUUAGAGACUCCAGGCUCUGGCCGGAAGAAUAAGGCUCCUUAUACCCCAACUCGAAGGACCACCAGAGCCAGCAGGGCGGUCACCUUCAUCUACCCUGUGCCUGAAGAGACCCAUGACGAGGAGGGAAAGCCUGAACAGGAAGUGGACAAGGAACAUGAGCAGGAACCAACAGUUGCAGUUGCCACAUCUCCUGGUCGGUCAACCAGAAGAAGCAAACAAGCUAAAGAAAAUAUAAUUGGCACUCCUCGAAGAAGUACUCGGAGAACUCAACCAGAGCCAAAACCUGAGCCCGAAGCUCCAGUAGAACAAAAGGAGGUUAAGGUGGAAAACGUGAGUGAUAACACUGUGUCCAGCACAACAAGGACUUUGUCUCCAGGCAGAAAACGGGGUUCAGAGAGGAACUCUUCAAGAACCAGUAAACAGAGCCGCAGUGAGGAGGUUGAAGCCAGCCCUGAGUCCGAGGUGAAACAAGAGGUAGCAGACACAAAUGUUGUUGCGAAAUCUUCUGGCCGAGGCAAGACCCCCUCCAAAAGGAAAGCAGCACAGUCUACUACUCCUCGCAGGUCCAGUCGUAGGAACGUGAGCAUGAAUGAAGAUGCCCCGCAGCUUUUAGAAAUACUCGAAGAGGUGGAGGAGCAAGAGCUGAUCAGUACGACUCCUGCAAAACAGAGCUCCAGAAAAAUGAAAGCUGUACCAACACUGCUUACAGCAGUAGAAGAAGAAAAUGAUAAACUCCAGACUCCCAGUCUGGGCCGAACCACUCGACAGUCCAAUCGCAUGACACUGAGUGUUUAUCCACAGGUAAAACUGGUUCCUGUUUCACUUCCUCAGAGUGUGAAAAGAAGAGUAGAGAAAGGCCAAGACCAGCCCAAGCCUGAACCCAAGAGUGAAUCAAAUGCCUUUCGCAAGGCUAAAAAGAAACUGUGGGACAAGCCUGAGGAGGAGGAGCAGCCUCUAUUAGACCCUCAUUUGGAAGUGAACUCGGAGACCGCUGUAGAAGAUGCGCUCUUCAAGAGGCUUCAGGAUGAAGAACAAAAGCAGGAAGUUUCAAAGUCGCAGACGAGAUCAAGUAAGAGACACACCAAAUCUGUGGUGGACCCUGAGCCUCUAUUGGAGAACAGUGUGGUGUUUGACCCUGAUGAUGAGUCUAGUCCAGGCGAGAGCUCUUUCAUCUAUUCCCCAUCACGAAGAAGAACAAGGGCUAUGGCAGCGGAGUCUCCCAGUCCCAGUCGGACUGCACGUGUCACUCGAAGCAGGAGGAAAGUGUCCACUGUCGAUGAUGUUCCACCAGAGGAUGAAAUGGCUGUAGAAAUGGAAGAGGCUAAAGUUUCAAAUACUAGAAAAACUAUCAAAAGAACAACAAAACCUAAAGCAGUGUUGGAGCCAGUCUUGAUGGCAGAAGUGGACCUACUGUCUCCUCUGCCCAGUCCAGCUGAUCCAGGUCCUCGAGCACAGAAAAGGACCAAGGAAGUGGAAGGCCCAACUUCAACCAUGAACCUUCGGCGCAAGCGUAUUAUGAACACAGUUUUAACCAAACCUGUAACCCGGAGGAAAAAGCUAUAGGAGGCUGGGCAUCUUUGAACUGUAAACCUCAGGUAGCCCAGAGAUGAAGCCUGGCCAGGCGUCGUCACCCAUACAUCUGUUGACUGUUUUUUAUUUGCCUCAGUGCUGGAGUCAAAGCAGAAUAUUUAUGUAAAUAUACAUUUCUUUGCUUAUGGAUAAAACAAUGCUAAGGCAUGAACAUAUUUUUGGGACAGCUCACUUUGUGUAAAAGAGGACUAUUUUUGGAGUUUACAUGUCCCAACCCUUUAAACUUUACUUCACUAGAUUAGUGUACAUUAGCCAUUUUGUGCUAGUCAAUAUGCAAAUAUUGGAAUCGGCUUCUUUGGGCGCAAAAUGGCAAAAGGGAAAUGUGAUCUAAGGUUGUACCUUCAAUUAAAACAGAAGAAAACUUACCUCUGAUAAAGAGGUUUUAUAUACAUUCUAAUUUUAUUUGUUUUUAUUUUGAUGACUGCAUUUUUUCUACUAUAGGAAAAAAGCAACCAAUCCAAUGAAAAAACACAUUUCCUACAAAUAAAAUGUAUAUAGUAUUUUGCUAUGUUCCAAAUAAAGUUAAUAAAUAAAUCUUAAAACAA
Messenger RNA from Periophthalmus magnuspinnatus, 8645 nucleotides. RefSeq names its product AT hook containing transcription factor 1 (gene ahctf1). The transcript has 40 exons. The record is from RefSeq and is a predicted model, not a curated record. The coding region runs from base 232 to 8073 and encodes 2613 amino acids. Lineage: Eukaryota; Metazoa; Chordata; Actinopteri; Gobiiformes; Gobiidae.